Cyprinodon variegatus (sheepshead minnow) is the source of this 452-nucleotide messenger RNA. Its product is annotated as cardiolipin synthase (CMP-forming)-like. NCBI's taxonomy places the organism in Eukaryota, Metazoa, Chordata, Actinopteri, Cyprinodontiformes, Cyprinodontidae. Gene Ontology annotation, cellular component: membrane. Gene Ontology annotation, molecular function: phosphotransferase activity, for other substituted phosphate groups. The transcript is spliced from 4 exons. Gene Ontology annotation, biological process: phospholipid biosynthetic process. The record is from RefSeq and is a predicted model, not a curated record. The annotation marks the transcript as partial.
UCUCUGCAGUAUGAGAACCCGUGGACCGUGCCCAACCUGCUGUGUGUUUGUCGCAUUCUGCUGGCUCCAUAUCUGGGUUAUCUGAUCACCCAGCAGCACUUUGACCUCAGCCUGGCUCUCUUCAUUCUGGCUGGAGCCACUGACCUGGUAAUGCAGACUCACCAUGCAUUUAAAAUGAAUCUGUUUUACUCGAUUCCUCUGUUUUUUCCAUGUUUUUCUUUCUUUUGUUUCCAGGUGACCCUUAGUAAGUUUUUUAACCCGUGCUACACUACAGCCCAGCUUAAACCCACACUCUUCAGCAAGUUCAACACAGCCAUCCAACUCUGCCUGGUCGCUGCCUCUCUGGCUGCUCCGGUCUUCCAGUACACCGACAGCAUCCUGCUGCAAUGCCUCUGGUAAGCUCACACCACUCCUGCUUCCCUUUGGAAUCGAGCAAUAAUAGAAGAAUAUGC